AUGUCGGACGACGGCGCUAUGCCUGCACAACACUUCGUCAAGCUCCUCUUCGCGACGUACCCGGCCGCGACCGCGCAGCUCCUGGCGUCGGAGGACAAGGCUUUCUUCCUCGCCAUCUCACAACGCCCGGGCCAGAAGCCGGUCCCUUUCAUUCCUGUUCUCGAGGUGUCGUUCGAGAGGCGUCGAGCAGGUAUAAGAGGGAUUUCGUGGGCAGCCGAGGACAUCGAGGCCGCCUUCGACGAGAACCCCCAGCCCACACGUUCUGCUGCCUCGUUCGACUUCUACUGCGCCGCUCGAUUCUCCCGCACCCUCGCCUUUCCCCGCACCCUUGCUGCCUGCCCGCGCAUCCUCACCUUGUCCUCGCACCCUCGCGAGGUCGCCCGCCGCGCGCAAUGCUCGCGCGCAGUCAGCUGCGGCAUCGAGCCUGCCUGCAGCGGUCUGGGGCAUUGCUCUGCCCUCCCCGGGGCGAGUGACGACCCCGCACUGCAGCUGACCCUCGCCAAUGCGUUGCGUGCACCAGCAACGCGGCUGCCAGAAGUCACACCCCCAUCCCGGCGCUCCCAGAACGCGCCCGGCUGCCCUCGCAGUUCCUUCGCCCUCAGGUACUGCGCCCGCCUCCGAAGACGAGAUUGUUUGGUGGACAGGGUACGAACGAGGUCUACUUCGACGAGCUGCAAUCGCGUUACGACACGCACACGCCUUGGUCUCGCCUUUCCUCCUCGCUUCGGAGGUGGCUGGUGCUGCGCUGCGCCCCCUUAUUGCGCACCUCGUGUCCGCCCCCGCAUCACUACCCCCAUCGGGCUCGCGCAGCUCACCCAAUACCUGAUCACUCGCCGCGUCGCGCGUAUCGACCCCGGCGAGAUGCGCGAGAAGCUCCAAGAUGCGACCGGUCACUCCCAAGGCGCCGUCUCUGCCGCUGCCGUCGCGGCCUCGAGAAGCCUCGAGUCGUAA
Fomitopsis serialis is the source of this 951-nucleotide messenger RNA. RefSeq lists its product as uncharacterized. Gene Ontology annotation, cellular component: fatty acid synthase complex. The record is from RefSeq and is a predicted model, not a curated record. Gene Ontology annotation, molecular function: enoyl-[acyl-carrier-protein] reductase (NADH) activity; transferase activity. The transcript has 6 exons. Gene Ontology annotation, biological process: long-chain fatty acid biosynthetic process. NCBI's taxonomy places the organism in Eukaryota, Fungi, Basidiomycota, Agaricomycetes, Polyporales, Fomitopsidaceae. Bases 1 to 951 code for a protein of 316 amino acids.